AUGGCAAAAUCAGGUAAAGCCUAUAGAUAUUCUGUUGAAAUGGGUGUACAUGCAGUUGAUGCACCCGGUACUCGAUUAACAACAAAAGGUGAUCUUUAUAUUAAUAUUUGUUUAUUGGGUAUUCAUAAACGUACACGUAUGAUGCCGCCUUAUUUACCGAUAAAUAUAGAUCAAACAUUUAUAUUUGAUAAAACUUUUAAAUCAUGUUAUGAUUCACGAGAUAUUAUUGAACGACUUAAACGAGAACAUGUUCUUAUUGAAUUACUGCAAAGUAAUGGUUCAUCACCAAUUCUUUUGGCAAGUUAUGAAACCAGUGCAAAAGAUUUUCUGUAUCCACAUUCAUGGGAUCGAAUUGAAUAUACAGGCUCACGACGUUAUGUACUUUUAAGUCGAACAAUUGAAUUUCCAGGUGUUUCACCUAGUUUUGAAUUUACACUUAAUCCAUGUUUAAAUGAAGGUAGUGGAACUAGAAAAGUUAAUAAAAGUCAUAAACAAACAAAACCAAUUGAUUCUUAUGGAAAAAGUCCAAAACGAGCAAAAUCUCCAGUAUGGAAACCAUCAUCUGCAUAUCCAAAACGUAUAUCUUCAUCAAAUAAUUCACCAAAUGUAUCACGUUCAUUAACAUCUCAUACAAUAUCGUCUGCAGUAAAAAAUGAUUAUUCACAUCGUGAAACACAAGAAAAACUACGUGAAUUAGCUAUUCCAGGAGAAGUUAAAUAUGUUGUUGAACUCGAUAAAACUAUUGGACGAAAACCAUUUGUCGUACGACAUGUUAAUGAUAAUCUAAUUGGUCGUAAACCGAAAUCACAUGUUGUCCUUAAUGAAGGUUUAGUUGUUAAUGAUUAUUCAUUAUCUCGUGCAGGAAGUUUAACAUCAUUACAUGAUGGUUCGAAUCGUUCUCGAUCAGUUUCUCCAGUUCAUAAUCGAAGUCAUAGUCCGAUAAAAGUACGAACACGUUCACCAUCACCAUCUCGUCGUCCAAUACGAUCAUCUCAAUCUUUUGAUUUUGAACAACAAGGACGUUCAAUAACACCUGAACGACGUUCUAAUUUAUAUAAUAAUGAUAAUGAUGAUUAUCAUAAUAGAGAUGAUGAAUUUCAUUCGACUGAGGAUUGUGCUAUAUGUCGAUUGCAUCGUAUUCAUAGUGCACAAAGUCAAAGAGCCAAAUCUUUAGAGCAGCGACAGUUUGCAACAAUAUCAAAUCGUAAAUCAUAUGCACCGGAUAUCUAUUCCAGUAGAUUAUCACGUCCUAUAACAAGUGCAACAUUACUACGUGAUUCAUUUCGUUAUCGUCAUCAACAAUCACCAGCAGGUGAUCUAAGUGAUAAAGUUAUUCAUACUCUUCGACGUAAUCUUGAUUCUUAUAGUGCUCAACCAUGGCAUAAUUAUUAUUCCGCUUUUCGUUAUUCCGAUGGACAUGUUGAUGAUGAUGAAUUACUUGAACGUAGUCGUCGACUUAUGGAAAAUUAA
Messenger RNA from Adineta steineri, 1470 nucleotides. The record is from the annotation of a GenBank genome assembly. Lineage: Eukaryota; Metazoa; Rotifera; Eurotatoria; Adinetida; Adinetidae.